Molecule: messenger RNA, 1368 nt
Organism: Lolium perenne
Lineage: Eukaryota; Viridiplantae; Streptophyta; Magnoliopsida; Poales; Poaceae
Source: RefSeq, a predicted model, not a curated record
AUGGUAUUCACCACUAGUCCUACCUACGCCGAGGUUGUUGAAAUAAUUCGAUUCGAUUUGAAGUGGAUGGAGCCAAGUGAUGCAUGUGAGGAUGAAGGGCCCGACGAAGAUGUUGAUGAGGAUGGGCUAACGGUUAAAGAAGCCGCAGCUCACAAGAAGGUGGUGGGCCGUGCUCAUCGCCCAUCAUUGUUCCGAGAUCUUAGCCUUGCGAAUAAGGCUAUAGUUGAUGGUGGUAUUAGUAGAGUGCUUGAACCAAGGGUAUCCGCUAAAAAGGAUAGGAAACCCAAAAAGUAUGGGAUUAAUCCCGGAGUGAAAUUUCAAAGCUUGUUGGAAUUUCAAAUGUGGAUCAAGGACUACGCGGUUAAGUACCAUCGACCGUACAAGGUGGUUCACUCGGAUGCUAAGGUGCGCUACACAGUCAAGUGUGAGGACAAAGGAUGUUCGUGGGUUGUGCGUGCAAGACCAUUCAGAGGAGGGCCACAAUGGAGCAUUGUAACUUGCCAAUCUAUGCAUACAUGCAGUGGCAAGGAUAUCCGUGAUACCACAGUUGCGGAUGAUCACCGUCAAUUGUCCUCCGCUUUCAUUGCUUAUAGAGUUGCCAAUAACAUAAGGUCACUCCCUACAUAUACAAUUAAGGGGGUGAUAGACUUGAUAAAUGAACUAUUUGGUUACAAGGUGAAGUAUGGGAAGGCGUGGAAGGCCAAGCAAGCGGCAUUUAAGAUUUUGUAUGGUGAUUGGAAAGAAGCAUAUAACCGCCUCCCUAGGUUGUUGGGAGCUAUGGCGGCAAGAAACCCGGGAACAUAUCAUGUGGUGGAGCCUCUUGGAACAAAGACUAGGACUAUGAAAGGUGAAAGUGUCCGAGUAUUUGGCCGUGCAUUUUGGGCAUUCGGGCCAAGCAUAAGGGCAUUCAAGCAUUGCAGGCCGGUUAUAUCCAUUGAUGGCACAUUUUUGACCGGGAGGUUCAAGGGCACAAUGUUGGUUGCCAUAGCUCAUGACGCUGCGAACCAAUUGUUGCCUUUGGCUUUUGCUUUGGUAACUGUGGAGAACAAUGACAAUUGGGAAUGGUUCAUGCACCUAGUGAGGACAAAGGUUAUUGAACCGACCAGAGAGGUUUGCGUCAUCUCAGAUCGCCAUCAAGGGAUACUCAACGCAGUUGAGAAGGACAUUCCAGGGUGCGCUCGUGUGCACCAUCGAUGGUGCUCCAGGCAUUUCGUGUCCAACUUCUACAGAGCAUGUGGGAACAAAGAGCUUGCAGACGAUCUACAAGAUUGUUGUUUCGCUUUCACCGCUCGACAUUUUACUAAGUUGUACAACAGAUUGUAUGGUCUCACCAACGAUGGGGCAAGGAGUUUCUCAGAAGGAACAUGA